CUUUCCAUUUCUGGCGAGUUCCAGCCCAAGAAGGGAUUUCCACUAGGUCUAUGAUCCGGCUGUCGGUGCCUAGCCUUGCUCCAGCCGCAUCUAAUGCACAAACUAUAGGUCGUGAUGUUCUCCUGGGCAGGGCUUGUGAUCAACAGGAUGACAACGCCUGUCAUAAUCUUUUCAGAUGAUUACGGACGUCGUCUGCUUCCAUCAUCCGCAUGAUCCUUUCUUGCUCAUCUAGACUUUUCAGAUUAUCAUCAUAUAGGUAGCAAGUGCGGUGAAGACCUCAAGUCACUGUACCUCCACAUUUAUGUCUCCGCAACAGAAAGCUCUUAUUCUUCCCAAAAAGCGGGGCAACCUCAAAGUCGACUCUCGUAGUAUCCCUAGCCCUGGUACUGGGCAGCUCCUCGUCAGGAUCCACUCUGCUGCCCUGAAUCCGGUUGACUACAAGAUACAUGACACUGGAAUAUUUGUGACUCAUUACCCUGUCAUUUUGGGGGUGGACAUUGCUGGCAUUGUCGAAGGACUAGGAGAAGAUGUCGAGAAUUUCCGCAAAGGCGAUAAAAUAUUGGCGCAUGGAAAUUUAUAUAUCAUUGAUCAAGGUGCGUUUCAGCAGUACGCGCUGACCGUUGCGACGUUCACUGCAAAGAUUCCUUCAAACCAAUCUUUCGAUAGCGCAGCUACCGUUCCCCUAGGGUUGGAUACUGCAGUAGGGGGCUUGUACGGAAGUGAUCGGGGAGCCGGGAUAGACCCUCCUUGGGUGAAGUGUGUCGGUGAUCAUGGACCAAAGAGACCCAUCGUCAUCCUUGGCGGUUCUUCUUCUGUGGGUUCAUACACCAUCCAGCUUGCUCGUCUUUCAGGAUUCUAUCCUAUCGUUACUACAGCAUCCCCUAACAAUGAAAACCUUGUCAGGGACUACGGCGCAACUCACUUUUUUGACCGGCAUCUUUCUGGCAACCAAUUAGUGGCGGCCAUUAAUAAAGUGACCGAUAGUCCUAUCGGGAUUGUUUUUGAUGCUGUCUCGCUGCCAGAAACACAGUCCGUUGGAUGGAGAUUGCUAGCGAAAAAUGGUAUCCUCGUAUUAACCCUUCCUGCAUCAGUCAAGGAAGAUGAAGGCAAAGGGCGCAAGGCCGUUUACACCCACGGGGACCCGCAUCUCCCGUAUAAUCACGAGUUGUUCAGCAACUCCUGGCCUAUGGUCGAAAAGUGGCUCUCAGAGGGUAUUAUUCAGCCUAACAAUCAUGAAGUCCUUCCGAAUGGGCUUGAAGGCAUUAUUGGAGGGCUGGAAAGGCUGAGGAUGGGACAGGUGUCUGGAACGAAGUUGGUUGCUCGCCCUCAGGAAACACUGUAA
This is a messenger RNA of Suillus subaureus, 1342 nucleotides long. Its product is annotated as chaperonin 10-like protein. The coding region runs from base 302 to 1342 and encodes 346 amino acids. NCBI's taxonomy places the organism in Eukaryota, Fungi, Basidiomycota, Agaricomycetes, Boletales, Suillaceae. Gene Ontology annotation, molecular function: oxidoreductase activity, acting on NAD(P)H. The transcript has 5 exons. The record is from RefSeq and is a predicted model, not a curated record.